UGUUACGUUGUGUUGUGUUAUGUAACAUUUCAUCAGGUUACGUUUUGUCACAUGUCAUGUUAUACUACAUCAUGUUAGCUUAUGUUACAUUAUGCUGUGUUGUGUUCUGCUCUGAUAGCUUCCAGUGUGUAGUGUUACGUUGUGUUGUGUUUCCGGACAUAAUGUUGUGUUAUGUUGUGUUAUGUAACAUUACAUCUGGUUACGUUUUGUCACAUGUUGUUACGUCGUGUUAUGUUAUAUUACAUUAUGUUGUGUUUCUGGACGUCAUGUUACGUUGUGUUGUGUUCUGCUGUGUUGUGUAACAUGAAAUUACAUUUUAUGCCAUUAUGUUGUGUUAUGUAACAUUGUGUUGCUCUAUGAUAUGUUAUGUUGAGUUGGUUUUAAACACUAUGUUGUUGGUGUGCUUGAAGCUUGAAAAAUCUCCUAGUAGCACAAACGUGUGUCGGUGCUGCUGUGUCACAUUUCAAAUGAGUAAAUAAUGUGUGGCAGUACAAACAUGUUUCCAGCAUGUAGGCAGGAUCAGAGGUGUUUCCUGAUAGUUGUAUCUGUAUCAAAACAACCCCGACCUCUUUGAAAACUCAAUAUCUUUCCAUCGUCAAAGCUGUGUCCAACUUUUUUCUGUCAUUUUCAAAGAAGGGCAAUCAGACAAUCGAGCUUCCUCGACACAGUGGUUGGUAAAGACCGGUUUUAAUGUCUCUCUCAAGCUCUUAUGUCAUUAUUCACACAACCAAAGGUGCAUACAGAGCAAGAAUGUCAGGAAUCUCAUUACCGCAUGAAAUAUUUUGGCACCAGAACACAAACAUGACCUCACUGAAGCUCCACCUCUUACCUGCAGCACCUGAGACGUGCCCGGAACAUUCUGUCACUCUUCCUCGUCGAGACACUGUCAGGAGAACAGUGAUCAAGAUUCACCGACAGAACUCAAACUACCAUCCACUGAGAGAGGACGGAGUGGAAGAGGGACAACCGAAGAACUGAAACCUGCUCCAGCUCUCCACAUCAGUGUCAUCAGUGGAGCCACGAGGACGAGACUGAACCGGCUCGGUGUCUACGAGGAGAAUGGAUUCACACACAGAGAAGGAUCUGUCCUGUCCCAUCUGCCGGGACAUCUUUAAAGAUCCUGUCGUCCUGUCGUGCAGCCACAGCUUCUGUAAAGUCUGUCUGCGGAGCUGGUGGACGGAGAAACUGAUACAGGAGUGUCCAGUUUGUAAGAGAAGAUCAUCGAGAAGUGAUCCGCCGUGCAACCUGGUGUUGAAGAAGCUGUGUGAGGGCAUCUUACAGAAGGCGAAGAGGAGAACUUCAGCAGCUCCGCCGAGUCUCUGCAGUCUGCACGGUGAGCAGCUCAAACUCUUCUGUCUGGACCAUCAGCAGCCGGUGUGUCUCGUCUGUCUGCACUCAGCGACACACACCGGGCACAGAUUCACACCUGUCAGCGAGUUUGCACAUGAUCACAAAAAGGAGCUCCGGCAGUCGCUGAGGCCCUUUCAGGAGAGACUGAAACACUACGAACGAGUUAAAGGAAACUAUGUGGACAUGGCAGAACACAUCAAGUCUCAGGCCCGACACACAGAGACGCAGAUUAAGGAGAAGUUUAAGAAGCUUCAUCGGUUCCUCCAAGAGGAAGAGGAGGCCAGGAUCUCUGCUCUGAGGGAGGAAGAGGAGCAGAAGAGUCAGAUGAUGAAGAAGAAGAUUGAGACUCUGAACAGAGGGAUAGCAUCUCUGUCAGACACGAUCAGAACCACAGAGGAGGAGCUGAGAGCUGAUGACGUCUCAUUCCUGCAGAACUACAAGGCUGCAGUGAAGAGAGUCCAGCAGCGCCCCCUGCUGGAGGAUCCACAGCUGGACUCAGGAGCUCUGAUAGACGAGGCCAAACACCUGGGCAACCUGAGCUACAACAUCUGGAUCAAGAUGAAGGAGAUGGUCUCCUACACUCCUGUGGUUCUGGACCCAAACUCUGCUCAUCCAGAACUCCUCCUGUCUGCAGAUCUGACCGGUGUGAGACGUGCGGAGAAACAGAAGCUUCCCGAAAACCCAGAGAGGUUUGAUUACUUCCGCAUCGUCCUCGGAUCUGAGGGCUUCAAAUCAGGGACUCACAGCUGGGACGUCGAGGUUGGAGAGAACACAGAGUGGUUUGUUGGUGUCGCCGCCGAGUCGGUCCAGAAGAAAGGAAAACAUCCGUCUCUUCUGUGGAGAAUUGGAUACUUUGAUGGUAAAUACACCGCACGCUCCUUAUCGGAUCCGUCCUCGGUUCUGUCGGUGAAGAAGAAGCUCCAGAGGAUCAGAGUUCAUCUGGACUGGUACAGAGGAAGUCUGUCGUUCUUUGACCUCGACACAAACACACACAUACACACCUUCACACACUCUUUCACCGAGAGGCUGUUUCCUUACUUUAACACGGUGAACGUUCGCCCUCUGAAGGUCACACCAGUGAAGCUCUCCGUGAGGCCGAGCUCAGACAUCAGCUCUGACGCCUAG
Messenger RNA from Acanthopagrus latus (yellowfin seabream), 2475 nucleotides. Its product is annotated as nuclear factor 7, ovary-like. The transcript has a single exon. Gene Ontology annotation, molecular function: protein binding; zinc ion binding. Lineage: Eukaryota; Metazoa; Chordata; Actinopteri; Spariformes; Sparidae. The record is from RefSeq and is a predicted model, not a curated record. The coding region runs from base 1060 to 2475 and encodes 471 amino acids.